AUGGCGACCUGCACAUAUAAGGCCCGUACACUUGCAUCGGAAGUGGCCAUCGAAGAUCUGAUGAUGCAAGCCAAAAUGAUUAGGAACGACGUCAUCGGACUGACCGAAACGAGGCGACGCCACCUUCUCAACGCCAUAUAUGAAACUGGGGAAAUGUUCUUAGGAAUAUGCGACAGUAGAGGAGUUGGCGUCCUCGUCAACACGAGUAUAACAAAGGACAACGACUCUUUUGAACAACUUACGACGCGAAUCGGACGUCUGCGGAUGAGAUGUGGUUCAAUGCCAACUUUAACUAUCUUUGUCGCCUACGCUUCAACAUCAAGCUACGAAGAAGAAGAAGAAGUGAAAGCUUUCCAAAUGGACGUGGAGAAGUUCUACAGAGAAGAUCAUGCUUUCCACAAAGUCAAGAUUAGUGAUUUCAACCCCAAAACUGGCCCGAGAAGAACGCAUGAGGAUCUUCACAUCGAGACCUACGGCCUACAGUGGAAUGAACAGGGGAGAGACCUUCACCAUGACGACUAA
This is a messenger RNA of Necator americanus (New World hookworm), 522 nucleotides long. RefSeq lists its product as uncharacterized. Bases 1 to 522 code for a protein of 173 amino acids. The transcript has a single exon. The record is from RefSeq and is a predicted model, not a curated record. NCBI's taxonomy places the organism in Eukaryota, Metazoa, Nematoda, Chromadorea, Rhabditida, Ancylostomatidae.